UUAAUGAACUAUUAUGCGGUUCAAAAAGUAUUAGAUGUAAUUGAAAAGAACGAUAAUCCACCUGAUGAGGACAAAUUUAGUUCAUUUCUAGAACAUGUACAAAAUAAUGAAAAUUUGCGUGAAUUUCAGUCAACAAUUAUUCCCAAAUUGCGGGAUUUAUAUGAUAUGAAUAAUAAAAAUUUAAUAGAAGAGCUUUAUCGAGGAUUAACAACAAACAAUAAACUUAUCAACGAAGACGUAUUACAUUUAAUAGUCACUUCGAUGUUAAAUAUGGACACGAAAUCAGAAAAAUAUAAUGCCUAUAUUCAAAAUGCCCAUUUUGCAAUCAAAUUACUUAAAAUUUUCAUCAAGUUUCAUAGAAAAAUAAAAGCCAGGGCAACAAAUGCCUAUGAUUACAAUGAAGUUGAAGAUAAACAAGAAACUUAUGGAUCAACAAUUAUUUUUUAUGAUAAAAUAGCAAAAACAGAAUAUUCGACGAAAGAAUUUCAAAUAAAAAAUUGUUUUAUCGCCUAUAAAUGGUUAAUGGCAUUAUAUGGAAUAAUUAACCAUCAUGAUAUAAACACUUUUGAGGACAUUAAUAUUAAUAUAAAGGAAUUGAUGAAGUAUGAAAAAAAUAUUAUUAAAACUGAAAAAUUUAAAGAGGAUCAACAUUAUAUGUUUUUACAAGUUAAAGAAAAAAGCAAUAAUUUCUUAAAUUUAGGUGAUUGGGAAAACUCUAAUAGGCCUGGUGAUUGGAGUUUGGAAGAGCCAACAUAUACAUGCCUAUCAUUUAUGAACAAGAAUUCUGUGUCGAAAUUAAUUGUGCAGUUAAAAAGUUAUUCAACAUGGCGAUAUGUUAAUAAGAUUGAAUUUUUCAUCAUACGAUAUAGAUAUCAUAAGAAAUAUACAAAUGACUAUAAAGCAAUGUACGCUAGUCUAAUAGAUGCAGUUUCCGAACCAGUCAUUACUCCUGAGGACCGUUUGAGAAAUUUAGAAGCACAUGAACUAUUUUCUAUGUUUUUGAUGGAGCGUAAUAACGAGGCAAUUAACGAUGCGAAAAAUAUAGGUGUCAGUAAAGCUUAUUAUAAGUUUAUGAGGGAUCCUAGAAUUUUCGUAACCUUACCAAUUUACAACGCAAAUAAUUUAAUCAUCUAAGCAUUGAAACCUUGAUACAUGUUUUUUUUUUUUUAUUAUUAUUAUUAUUCAUACCAAAACGUACUUUAU
Messenger RNA from Melanaphis sacchari, 1203 nucleotides. RefSeq lists its product as uncharacterized. The coding region runs from base 4 to 1134 and encodes 376 amino acids. The record is from RefSeq and is a predicted model, not a curated record. The transcript is spliced from 7 exons. Lineage: Eukaryota; Metazoa; Arthropoda; Insecta; Hemiptera; Aphididae.